CCCCCUCGGAGAAAAGAUCUCACACUAGCUCGAAAGCAGGGAGGAGAUAGGAAGUCAGACAUAUCGAGUUGAUUAACUAGCUAGCGAGAAGAAACUAAGAUUACAUCCAUCCCCUUCAUGGCCGGCCUGAGCGUGCUCCUAGAGACACCCGAGAGCAGCUGCAUCAGGCCCCAGAUCGUCAGCAAGGCCACCCUCCAUAGCCCCAAGACCCCCUCCUCGUCCUCCCCGUGGUCGCCGGCGGCGCCGCCCGCCCCGAGCGCUACCGGCUCCUUCCUCCAGCGCUGCUUCCUGUGCCACAAGGAUCUCGCCGAGAACAAUGACAUCUACAUGUACAGAGGUGACAAGGCGUUCUGCAGCGUGGAGUGCCGUUGCAGGCAGAUCUUCAUCGACGAGGACGCCGGCAGCAGCAGCAGCUUCUGCAACAACGGCGCCUCCGCGCGCUCCGGCCGCCGUGCCAGUGCCACCGGCGGCGGCGGCGUCGUCAGCUUCGCGUACUGAUGUGCCCCACCACCGAACAACCGGACGCACAUACAUGAACGUAGCGUACGUGUGCGAAAGCAACAAGAAAAAGAAAAGCGAGCUGUUUUAAGUAGAGCUGGUACUAGUAGUACGUGACAGCUCGUCGGCGCGGGGCCCGCGCACGGGGAGCGUACGUGUCUCGCGGUCGUACCUAACGGAUAAGACGGCCGGACAGCUGGCCCCACCUGACCUGAAGCGGAUCAGGAUCCUCCAGUGAAAUGACGACACUUUUUUUAUAUCUUCUUUAUUGUCA
Lolium perenne is the source of this 772-nucleotide messenger RNA. RefSeq lists its product as uncharacterized. NCBI's taxonomy places the organism in Eukaryota, Viridiplantae, Streptophyta, Magnoliopsida, Poales, Poaceae. The record is from RefSeq and is a predicted model, not a curated record.